GCCUUGAGCGAUGUGUGGGAGCAGCUGAUUGGCCAGCGCUUGGUUGGUCCGCGCGGCGGCCGAGGUGAUAAAAAGCCGCGGCGGCAGCCAUGGCUGAGUAGGCCUGAGGGAAGGAUUGGUGCUUAAGAGAGAGGAAAAAAAAGAGUACGACCAGCGAGAGCGGCAGUUAUCAUCCCCGCAGAGAGAGGGGGAGAAAAAUCGGGUUGACGUACAAGGAGGGCGAUGAGUGGAAAUCAAAUCAGAAAGGUCCGCAUUUGGCCUCUGUUGUUACUGUUGCUGCUGCUGAUCUUGGUGUCGGGGCCAAAGCCCGUUUCAGCGGAAGAAGAAAUUGACGAUGAAUCACUGGAUUCAAAGACAAAUGAACAAAGUGAAGAGCAUCGAGCUGAAGCACGUGUAGUUGCUGGGCAGAUCAUAGAUUCCAAAGAUGAUGCCUGGGAAGGCAAAGCUGAAGAACCCCAGCAAUCUCCUUCUGAAGAAGAUAGUCCAACCACUGACGAUACAGAAGAUGUUAUAAAAGAUCAGACUGCAAUUGGUGGCACUGCUGAUGGUGAGCCCUGCAUAUUUCCUUUCCUGUUCUUGGAUCAGGAAUACUUUAGCUGUACUACUGAUGGGCGAGAUGAUGACCGAUUCUGGUGUGCAACAACAUACAACUAUAACCAGGACCACAAGUGGGGAUUUUGUGAAACUGACGAAGAAGCCAGUCAAAGAAAACUUGCACAGGAAGCAGAGAGACUCUAUCACUCUGGGAUGAAAAUGGUUAACAGUACAAAUAAGAAGAGUCAAAAAAAAGAAGGAUACAAAAUACUUGUCAAAGCAGCUGACAUGGGAAAUACCAAGGCCAUGGAGAAAGUGGGCUAUGCCAUGCUGUUGGGUGACUACCUGAAGUUGAACAUUGGUGAAGCUAAGAAUUUCUUUGAGACUCUUGCACAGCAGGGUUCUCCAAAAGGUCAAACAGCUCUUGGAUUCCUUUAUGCAUCUGGAGUGGGUGUCCACUCGAGUCAAGCUAAGGCAUUGGUAUUUUACACUUUUGGAGCACUUGGAGGAAAUUUGUUGUCGCACAUGAUUUUGGGUUAUAGAUAUUGGGCUGGCAUUGGAGUCCCCCAGAGUUGUGAAUCUGCAUUAACUCAUUACAAACUCGUGGCAAGCUAUGUUGCCAAUGAUAUCUCUUUGACUGGUGGUAAUGUUGUUCAGAGAAUUCGUCUCCUUGAUGAAGCUGAAAACUCUGGUGUUGGCAGUGGAAUGCUAGAAGAUGACUUAAUCCAAUAUUACCAGUUUUUGGCUGAAAAGGGAGAUGUCCAAGCACAGGUUGGACUUGGUCAGUUGCAUUUGCAUGGCGGACGAGGUGUGGAACAGAAUUUUCAGAGAGCCUUUGAUUAUUUUAACCAAGCAGCAGCAACUGGGAAUUCCCAAGCAAUGGCAUUCCUUGGAAAGAUGUACUCAGAGGGUAGUAAUGUUGUACCCCAGAACAAUGACACUGCUUUUCAUUAUUUCAAGAAAUCUGCAGACAUGGGUAAUCCAGUCGGACAGAGUGGUCUUGGAAUGGCUUAUUUAUAUGGAAAAGGCGUCCCAGUGAAUUAUGAUUUGGCUCUGAAGUACUUUCAGAAAGCUGCUGAACAAGGCUGGGUGGAUGGACAGCUGCAGUUGGGCUCUAUGUAUUACAAUGGUGUAGGUGUGAAGAGAGAUUACAAACAGGCCUUGAAAUAUUUUAAUCUCGCCUCACAAGGUGGACAUAUACUGGCUUUUUAUAACUUGGCUCAGAUGCAUGCAGUAGGGAGUGGUGUGAUUCGAUCUUGUCAUACAGCUGUUGAGCUGUUCAAAAAUGUUUGUGAGCGAGGACGUUGGUCAGAGCGGUUAAUGUCUGCAUACAACAGCUACAAGGAGGGUGACACAGACUCUGCAUUAGUUCAGUACCUGUUAUUGGCAGAACAAGGCUAUGAGGUGGCCCAGAGCAAUGCUGCAUUCAUUCUGGAUCAAAAGGAAGCUAAAAUCUUUGGUGAGAAUGAAACUUAUCCACGAGCAUUGUUGCACUGGAAUAGAGCAGCAGCGCAAGGUUAUACAACUGCAAGAAUCAAACUGGGAGAUUAUCAUUUCUAUGGUUACGGCACAGACAUUGACUAUGAAACUGCUGUAAUUCAUUAUAGACUUGCAUCUGAGCAGCAGCAUAGUGCCCAAGCCAUGUUUAACCUGGGCUACAUGCACGAGAAGGGUUUGGGCAUUAAACAGGAUAUCUACCUUGCAAAGCGAUUUUAUGACAUGGCUGCAGAGACGAGUCCUGAUGCUCAAGUCCCUGUCUUCCUUGCACUUUGUAAAUUAGGCAUGAUGUAUUCACUAGACUACUUGAGUGAAACCAAAUUCCGAGAGAUGUGGAUGCAGAUUGACUUGGAUGUUCUGCUGGGCCCUGAGUGGGAUCUUUACCUCAUGACUGUACUUGCUCUGCUAUUGGGGACUGUGAUUGCUUACAGGCAAAGACAGCAGCAACCUGAACUUCGGGCACCGGGACCCCAGCAGCCAGGACCUCAGCGUGAGCAACAAUAGCAAAGAUGCAGCUAGUUUAGGUGUAUUCUUUGUUUCUUGCCACACCCAUUAAACCCCACCCCCACACCCUCUAAACUAUUUGUUUAUGCAGCAAGAAAAGGUUGGACUUUUGACUUGUAUGAAGUGCACAUUUUCCUAAUAAAACAGCCUAUUUUCAGGCUUGCUGAGUUUUUAAGCUAUUUUGAUCAGCAUCGGAAGAAUAGUUUUAUAUGAAGUUGAAAAAGCUUUGGUCCUUUGAACUUAAAAAAAACUGAUUUACUUGGCAUUUUCCAGCAGUUUAUGUAUUAAAUUUUUUGUUUUCAGCAUAAAUCUAAUUUGUUUUUCAUUAAUGUUAUGAUACCUAACAAGUUCUUCUGAAUUCCAGAUGAAAGUUAUUCUUGAUGUGCCACUACUUAGUAUGUCAUUGCACAACCACAUGUAACUUCACAGCUAAUUGCCAAUAGAUCUUACGUCAAUACUUCAGCUCUUCUGUGAAGAACGUGCUUACUUUUUCCUUUUGUUGAAUAUGUCAACCAACUCACUUUUGAAGACCACUGCUGUCAACAACCAUAUGUCCUCAUGGAGCUUUUCUGGUACAUUUGUAGGAAGGGUUUCUUUUAAUUUGGCUACAGAGUGAGAAGAAUUGAUAAGUGCAAUAAUAUAUAAAUCUGAAAUGAAAUCUUGCUGCAUUUAUCUAAUUAAAACAAAAAUGACAACUUUCUGUGGAAGCUGAAGUUUCCAUUAAUAUGGAAAUCUCCUCUUUAUUGAAUUACUGUCAAUUUGACAAUCUGGUUUUUUUUUUGCAAAGUGAAGGUCCAAACAGCCUGAAAUUGGCAUAGAAUUUUGGUGAAUUAUUUCAUUACAGUCUGACUUCAUGGGAACCUUUUUUGUGUUUUUUUUUAAUUAAACGUGCAGAAUUGAAAAAGCCUGCAGUCAGUUUGGCCUUCGGCCUUGGACAAAAUUAAUCACAUCAGUGCAAAAACAAAAUACUACGGGAUGCUGGAAAUCUGAAAUAAAAACAAACGUUGCUGAAAGAACUUAUUGGGUCAUGCAGCAUAUUUGGAGGGGAACAGAGUUGAAUGCUCCUGAUCAACUUCAUUUCAAACUGAGACAAUAACUUUUUUCCUGUCCACAGGUGUUGCUUGACCUACUAGCUAUUUACAACAUUAUUGUACUUUUUAUUUCAUUCAUAUUAAUAGCUGGAAUUAGAACUGUACCUCUGUUUGUAAUAGACUUUCUUGAAGCCUAUCUACCUAAUGAGCCAGCACUGUUGUUUAAUGAUGGAUUUGAAUGGUCGAUUUAGUAAUGCCAAUAAAGAAUUACAGCUGGACUCCUGCCUUUUGCUGUGGAGAGAUCUAUUGAGACGCACAGAUGUGAGGGGGGGGUGUGGUGUUGUUUUGGGAGGGUUCUGGAGUUUAAGCAGCCUACUAUAACAUGAUGGUCAAGUUGACAAACAACAUACCAAUGAUAGCCCUAAUAAAUACUGAUUUGUACCUCUCCUCCCACCCAUCUGUUUGGGGAGAACAAUAGCUCUUAACAGCUGCACUUUUGUUUUGCAACCUUAGCUAAAUUUUGACAAUGCAAGUCCCCAUUAUAACUGGUGGUGGGAGUCUUAACUGUGUAAAUGUACUAUAUUGUAAAUGAAAUAAAGGAAAGCUGUGUAAAAUUGUUUAAAAAUGUUAAUAAGGUGUACAGACGUUUUUUAAUGUAAUGUAACCUUUUGUGAAUUGGAAAAUCCAGCCUAAUUAGCCAGCAAACUCUGUAUAUUUGUGCUUCAUUUUAAUAAACUGUCCAGCUGCUGUGGAA
Stegostoma tigrinum is the source of this 4320-nucleotide messenger RNA. RefSeq names its product SEL1L adaptor subunit of ERAD E3 ubiquitin ligase (gene sel1l). Gene Ontology annotation, molecular function: protein binding. The coding region runs from base 223 to 2535 and encodes 770 amino acids. Gene Ontology annotation, biological process: ERAD pathway. The transcript has 21 exons. NCBI's taxonomy places the organism in Eukaryota, Metazoa, Chordata, Chondrichthyes, Orectolobiformes, Stegostomatidae. Gene Ontology annotation, cellular component: endoplasmic reticulum membrane. The record is from RefSeq and is a predicted model, not a curated record.